CUGUCUCUGUCUCUCACGGGACCGUACGGAAGCUCGCCUUCCGAUGGGACUCUACCGUCGGAUCCUAUCCAAGGAGCCCCACAGGCACGACGACGACGAGGGCAGCGCCAGCACCGUCCGUCAUCCCGCUACUCUUCCUCCUUGUUGUCCUCCGACACCUCCUCCCUCCCCUCUACCUCCUCUCUGCACCGAUGACCAACACGACCGUCGGCUCGCCAACCUCCUAAUGAUCGGCGCCGCUGUUAUUGCCGCUGUUCUCCUCCUCUCUAUCACCUACUACGCCGUCCUCCGCCGUCGCCGCUGCCGCUUCCCCCUCCGCGUCGCCGCCACGGGCCCGGCGUCCAUAGGUGACGACGACGAUGACGGUUUUGUUGGAGACGGGGAGCCGUUCCACCAUGUCUGGUACAUUCGGACGGUGGGCCUCGACGAGUCCACCAUCGGUUCCAUCGCGGUGGAGGAAUACCGGGCCAGUGAUGGCAUCCUCGACGGCGUCUCCGACUGCUCCGUGUGCCUCAACGAGUUCCACGACGGUGAGCGCGUCCGCUUGCUCCCCAGGUGUGGCCACGCGUUCCACGUCUCCUGCAUCGACACCUGGCUCCGUGCCCACGUUAAUUGCCCCCUUUGUCGGGUUCGCAUCGUCGACCCCAACGGUGAACCCUCGCCCCCCGCAGCCGCCGUCGCCCUCGCAGUUUCUAUCACUGCCUCCGGUGGUUCGGUGGACUUGGACUCCACCUUCCCUGCUGCUGAGGAGACUGCCCUUAUAAGGAUCCAACCUCUGGAGGAGCAGCAAAACGGAGGAGGAACGGAGAGCACUGUUGCAAUUAGGAUUCCGAUCAACCAUACGGAAGCGUUCGAUCUGCCACCUGAAAGUUCCGGAUCGCGAGGGCAAAGCGAUGUUGGGGGGUUCGGAUUGCGGCCGGUUCGGCGAUCCUUUUCAAUGGACACUCCAUUGAUGAAUUCUAUCAUCGGCAGAGUCAAACCUGAAGAGAGCAUCAUUGAUGAGGAAGGGAAAGACGCGACCUUUGAGGAAGACAGUUCUCCAAAGAACAGGGUGAAGCACUGGAAUUCCUCCAAAGGGGCUAUGGAUAAGGGACAUUCCGACAUAGAAAGAUCGCUAUCUAGCAGCGGAAGAGGGUUCCUCUUCUCAAAAUAUGGGCAGAUUGCCAGAAUCCAUAGCAUGCCUAUGUAGCAUUUGAUCUGUUGUGGGUUGAGUUGGUAGCAUCUGCGGAUCUUUUAAUACCAUGAGUGGUGUCAGGCAAUUCUGGAGCUGCUGAUUUCUGUUUGUAUGAUCAAUGGAUCAUGAGGGAGCUCAAAAGUGAACUUCCUCACCUGAGGACUCAGAUUUGCAGUAAUGGAAAUAAGUCCAUCUUUGUUUUUGAAUCA
This is a messenger RNA of Musa acuminata subsp. malaccensis (wild Malaysian banana), 1383 nucleotides long. RefSeq names its product RING-H2 finger protein ATL52. NCBI's taxonomy places the organism in Eukaryota, Viridiplantae, Streptophyta, Magnoliopsida, Zingiberales, Musaceae. The record is from RefSeq and is a predicted model, not a curated record. Gene Ontology annotation, biological process: protein ubiquitination. Gene Ontology annotation, molecular function: transferase activity.